ACGACGGUGAACAACAGUCGGAUACUGUCGACCAGCAGCAGAAGACGUCCAACUACGAGCCRCUGGAGAGGCGAAUGACGCCUGGUGGAUCGAUAACUUUCACCUGUAGAAUCGGUCUGAUCGAUCAGGUCCGCCAAAGCAUACAAUGGUAUCACGACGAUAAGCUCAUUUCRAUAUUGGACCGAAGAGGUAGCCUGAGUGUGGAGACGGACAGAUCAUCGAAUUUUUUUGCCAGUCGACUAACACUUGCUAGUGUUACUAGAUCUGACUCUGGAAAGUACACUUGCAAGUCCGGAAAUACGAAUUCUACUACAUUUACGUUACAUGUUAUAUCACCAGUUUAUAAAAAACAUAAGCAUCUAUAUCAUCAACCUCUUGAUUUGUUUCAAGAUAAUUUUGAGAAUGCCCAAGUAUUUGAGAGCGUCGACCAUUGA
Messenger RNA from Diuraphis noxia (Russian wheat aphid), 434 nucleotides. RefSeq lists its product as uncharacterized. The record is from RefSeq and is a predicted model, not a curated record. Gene Ontology annotation, biological process: synapse organization. Gene Ontology annotation, cellular component: neuron projection membrane. Lineage: Eukaryota; Metazoa; Arthropoda; Insecta; Hemiptera; Aphididae.